Molecule: messenger RNA, 3731 nt
Organism: Quercus robur (English oak)
Lineage: Eukaryota; Viridiplantae; Streptophyta; Magnoliopsida; Fagales; Fagaceae
Product: putative pentatricopeptide repeat-containing protein At5g52630
Exons: 2
Coding region: 190-1884 (564 amino acids)
Biological process (GO): RNA modification
Molecular function (GO): RNA binding; zinc ion binding; protein binding
Source: RefSeq, a predicted model, not a curated record
AAUUAAAAAGGGCAUGUGCAUUUUUGUUUUCAACAUUUAAAAAAAAAAAAUUUAAUUAAACCGAUUUGAGCUUCGCGCUUCUUCCUCGGCGGAGUUCAGUCACCAUUUGGACAAACAAAAUCAUCAGUUUCUGCGUUCAAACGCAGCGGAAGAAGACACCAAAAAGCUCCUCCAUUCCAUUUCCAUAACAUGAACGAUGCAUUAGACCCACGCAUACUCCAUGCCCAAGCCAUCAAAUCCAUCUACACAGACCGUUUUGUCUACAACAACCUCAUCACCCUCUACUCCAAGUCCAACAUCAACAACCUCUUCUCUUACUCUCUUCGCCUCUUCCACCAAAUCCCAUCUCCCAACGUUGUCUCAUGGACUGCUCUCAUCUCCGCUCACGCCAACUCCCUCUUCUCUCUCCAACACUUCGUUUCCAUGCUCCGCCACCCCACUUUGCCAAACCAGCGCACUUUUGCUUCUCUCUUCAAAACCUGUACCUCACUCCCUUGCUUCUGUUUCGGCCUUUCACUCCAUUGUCUUGCGCUGAAACUUUGUAUUUCUAACGAACCCUUUUCUGGGUCUGCGCUUAUUAACUUUUACUCUAAAUAUCGGCUUCCUGGUGAUGCCCGUAAGGUAUUCGAUGAAAUUCCUGAAAGAGAUGAGGUUUGUUAUUCCGCAAUCAUUGUGGGUCUCGCGCAAAAUUCACGCUCUAUUGAUGCAUUGUCAAUGUUUGCUGAUAUGAAAGCUUGCAAUGUGGCGUCCACGAUGUAUAGUGUAUCUGGGGCGCUUCGGGCAGCUGCAGAGGUUGCUGCAUUGGAGCAAUGUAGGAUUAUACAUGCCCAUGCGGUUGUUACUGGUUUCGAUAUGAAUGUGAUUGUGGGUAGUGCUCUCGUUGAUGGGUAUGGAAAGGCGGGUUUUGUCUUGGAUGCAAGACAGGUUUUUGAUGAGAAUUUUUUGGGAAUGAAUAUCGUGGGGUGGAAUGCAUUGAUGUCUGGUUAUGCACAGCAGGGGGAUACGAACUCGACCUUUGAACUUUUCAAUUCGAUGGAAGCUCGAGGGCUUGUACCUGAUGAAUAUAGCUUUCUAGCAGUCUUAAUGUCGUUUUGCAAUGCGAAUUUGGCUGUUGAGACUGAGCAGUGGCUGACCCGGAUGAAAGUAGAUUAUGGUUUAGAACCAGGGUUAGAGCAUUAUACAUGUUUGGUGGGUGCAUUGGGACGAGCUGGUCGAUUACAAGAAGCUGAGAGGCUUGCAAUGACAAUGCCUUUUGUGCCAGAUGCUGCAGUGUGGCGGGCAUUGCUAUCGAGUUGUGCAUAUCAUGGUGAAGCGGACAUGGCUUGGGCUAUGGCUAGACGGUUAUUGGAACUGAACCCGCAUGAUGACUCAGCUUAUGUUAUUGCUGCCAAUGUGUUAUCAGCUGCAGGAAGGUGGGAUGAGGUUGCGGAAGUGAGGAAGUUGAUGAAAGAUAGAAGAGUGAAGAAGGAAGGUGGGAGGAGUUGGAUCGAAGUGCAGGGAGAAGUUCAUGUGUUUUUGGCUGGGGAUAGAAGGCAUGAGAGAACAGAGGAAAUUUAUGAGAAGUUGGCAGAGUUAAUGAAAGAGAUUGAGAAAUUAGGUUAUGUGCCGGUUUGGAAAGAGAUGUUGCAUGAGGUAGGGGAAGGGGAGAAAAGGGAAGCACUUUGGUAUCAUAGUGAGAAGUUGGCAGUGGCAUUUGGAGUGGUGAGCGGAGCUGCACCACCAGGGAAGGCCCUAAGGAUUGUGAAGAAUCUAAGGAUUUGUAGGGAUUGUCAUGAAGCUAUAAAGUAUAUGAGUAGAGUAUUGGAGAGGGAGAUCAUUGUGAGGGAUGUAAACAGAUACCAUAAAUUUUUAAAUGGUAGUUGUUCUUGUGGAGAUAUCUGGUAAAUUGUAGGAAAUCAGCUCUAUAAUGCUGCUCAAGGGAGAAAGAAUGCAUGCCCUUUAAAUGUUACGGGAAUGAGAUGUUGUGAUGAGAGAUGCCGUCCAAUUUUGCAUGGGAAGAAAAACUACAUACAGCUUGGCAAGAGCUAGUAGCAACUAGGUUAUAUGCCCAAUAAUUUUUGUUUCACAUUCUGAAUUUGGUAGAAGAUUUUAGUGUCAAUUGAAGCAUAUUAUGUUUCUGGUUUUCAUUUACAUUUUUCUUAAUUAUUUAAAUAUUGUUGUCACAAUGUGCAAGAAUCCUUAAGCACUUUUGUCCCUGUUCUUAAAUGUUGUGAUGGAGUCCUGACAUUUUGAAAUCCUGUCCUCAAAUUAAAAUGAAAGCUCUGUAAUUAUAACUAUAAAUGUGCAUCUUAGAAAGGCCUUAAGUUAUUCUGAGGUACCAGAGGAACUUGAUAUUCAAAACUAAUCCCUGCUUGGAAUUGAGCCUUUAUUGUUCCCAAGCAACCAUCUUUGUAUCCCUGCUCUGGUGUACCAUCCGGUGGUUAGUUUCUGGUUAGGUGUUUAUCAAUUGGUGGUGAUUACAAGCACCCUUAGGUGGUGAAGUCUAGGUUUUUUUUUUUUUUUUUUGCUUUCUUAUUUUCUUGCUUUCCCUCCCUCAAGUCCUGUUUCAUCAUCCUUUAUUUGUCUCAAGCUACACCUUAAUUAUUUUGCCAGGUUGAUGAUCAUUGGCAUACAAAAAUGUUUAUAUAAGAAUUGGAUGGAGGGGCGAGGUUUUGAGAUCAAGACCUGUUGGCUGUGUAUGUAACUUACCAGUCAAAAUAAAAUCUGUUUGAUGUUUAUUUAUUUUUUAACACCGCCAAACUUCUUUUGGCGGUGUUACUGCUUCUAUGUCACUCAUGUUUUUUCUUCUUUACAGAAUAUUUGCUGUUAAUAGUAUUUCAGAAUCUGGUAAUGCACAAUAUGCCUUUUUUGGGACUAAGGCUUUGUUUGUUGUUGUUGUUGUUGUUGGUAAUGCACAAUAUGACACGCUUUUUAAGGUUAUUUUAGUUCAAUGUUGCACUUGUAAGGAAAAGUUGUGAAAAAAAUAAAAAGUAGAAGUGAGUUUCAGCUGCAAUAGUUUUCUAAAAUCUUUUACCAAAAUUUUUCCCAGCCUCUCAUGCUUGGUUAUUUAUGUUGUAUAUAAUUUCCUCCAUUGUCGCUUUAUAGAAAAUUCAGAUUGACACUCCAUUUCUUUCUUUCUUUUUUCCUAUACAGAUUUAAACAUGCAUCUAUAACUUUCAUGGUUUCAUCUAGAAUUUUUUUUAUUCAAUCUGUCAUAUAUGGGCAGAAUGAUGCUGCUUGUGAAAAUUAAAAAGCAAGCAAUGAAGCAAGGUCAUUACUUGCUCAGGCUGAAAUGCAGAUACCUGUGUCAGCAUCAAUGGCAGUUACGGCCAACGCUCCUAUGCUUAGUAAUGGAAAAAUUGGUAACCUAUAGUACCAUUGGACUUCUGUUAAUGUCAUUAUAGCUGCUGAGAUAUGAGUUGGGUCUGGUGGAAAAAGAAUAUGUCCUUAAAAAUCUGUUAGUAUUAUUGCUGAGUUGAUUGACUGUAACAUGGCACUCACAUCAGAGCAAAAAGCAGCAGGUAUUGGUUAUGAUGUUGUAUCACAGAGAUUGCCUUGAUUGAAGUACUAACUGAUCUGUUCAAAGGAUAUUUUUUCUCUUACCUAUCUUUCAGCAUAUGUUUGUCAAUUACUAAUUGCUGUGAUCCCCCCAUUUUCUCAUUUAAUUUGUUUUUAGACACCUUCAACACUGGCUAACAUUAAUAUCCAGCGUUGUAUCUCUUGAUAUCCACCAUGACCAGGUAUGACUAAAA